Molecule: messenger RNA, 2133 nt
Organism: Struthio camelus australis
Lineage: Eukaryota; Metazoa; Chordata; Aves; Struthioniformes; Struthionidae
Source: RefSeq, a predicted model, not a curated record
AUCAGCGCAAUGUCCCAGGGAUCGAUAGUGCCUACCUGGCCAUGGAUACAGAGGAAGGUGUGGAAGUGGUGUGGAAUGAGGUUCAGUUUUCUGAGCGGAAGAACUUUAAGCUUCAAGAGGAGAAGGUUAAGGCAGUGUUUGACAACUUAAUUCAGCUGGAACAUCUGAACAUUGUGAAAUUUCACAAAUACUGGGCUGAUGUAAAGGAGAAUAAGGCUAGGGUGAUCUUCAUCACUGAAUAUAUGUCCUCAGGGAGCUUGAAACAGUUCCUGAAGAAGACAAAGAAAAACCACAAGACUAUGAAUGAAAAGGCCUGGAAGCGCUGGUGCACCCAGAUCCUCUCUGCUCUCAGCUACCUCCAUUCCUGUGAUCCCCCAAUCAUCCAUGGCAACCUGACCUGCGACACCAUCUUCAUUCAGCACAACGGACUGAUCAAAAUUGGGUCAGUGGCACCGGACACAAUUAACAACCAUGUGAAGACAUGUCGUGAGGAACAGAAGAACCUGCACUUCUUUGCCCCAGAGUAUGGAGAAGUUGCCAAUGUCACCACCGCUGUGGACAUUUACUCCUUUGGGAUGUGUGCACUGGAGAUGGCAGUCCUGGAAAUACAGGGUAAUGGAGAGUCAUCUUAUGUGCCCCAGGAAGCCAUUAACAGUGCCAUUCAGCUGCUGGAAGACCCCUUGCAGAGGGAGUUCAUUCAGAAGUGUCUGGAACUGGAUCCUGGCAAGCGUCCUACUGCCCGGGAGCUCCUUUUUCAUCAGGCAUUGUUUGAGGUGCCAUCGCUAAAGCUACUGGCAGCUCACUGUAUCGUUGGGCAUCAGCAUAUGAUUCCUGAAAAUGCCUUAGAGGAAAUGACCAAAAACCUUGACAUGAGUGCAGUGCUGGCAGAGAUUAACCAUGCUGAAAGGGAAGGAAUCAAGAUGAUCUUCUCACAAUCUCCAGCAUUGGAGUUGGACAAGUUCCUAGAGGAUGUAAGGAAUGGCAUCUACCCACUCACUGCUUUUGGGAUGCCGCGACCCCAGCAGCCCCAGCAGGUGGUAGUGAAGUCUCCCAUUGUCCCACCAUCAGUGAAAACCCCAACUCCAGAGCCUGCUGAGGUGGAGACCCGCAAGGUGGUGCUGAUGCAGUGCAACAUUGAGUCAGUAGAGGAGGGAGUCAAGCAUCAUUUAACACUGCUGCUGAAACUGGAAGACAAGUUGAAUCGACACUUGAGCUGUGACCUGCAGCCCAAUGACAAUAUCCAGGAGCUGGCAGCUGAACUGGUCCAGCUGGGAUUCAUCAGUGAGGCGGACCAGAGCAGACUUACCUGUUUACUUGAAGAGGCAUUCAGCAAGUUCUACUACACCCGGAAUGGAGCCCUGACGGCGGUCACAGUGUCAUCUUACAGGCUGGGCUCAUGGCUGCAGCUGCCUGCGGGAGGGGGCAGCCCAGCCAUUCUGGGUUCAUGGGCGAGGCAAAGGAUGCAAGACCAUACAGAAGCCUGGGCCAAGCUAUGCUGUGGGGCCAAGGGACUGCACGUUUGCCUGGCACAGACCUCAGCUGGGUCCCCAGGAGCCCCAUUACCCUGUAGUGUGGCCACAGAGGGGCUUCAUAUGCCUGGCCCCCAUGCAGUGGCAGUGCCUAGGUCAGACUGUGCCAUGGUAGUUUUUGUCCUGGCUCUGUCCAGCCCCGCUCUGAUGUGCUCUCCUUGCUGCCUGCAGCACUGGACCUUACUGAGCGUGUCCCUCCUGAACAGCCUGCUGUCCACAGCAUGCAGCGUGGGCCUGGCACUGGCCAUUGCCCUCACCAUUCGCAGCCGGGGAAUGCGUCUUGUCAUGGGCUGCAACAGCUCUGCGCUGCCUGCUGAUGCUCGUGCAGCCAUAGUGACCAAUGACUGCCCCUUCAACACCACGCGGAUCUAUGACACGGCCCUGGCGCUCUGGUUCCCCUCCAUGGUGCUGGCGGCCGCAGAGGCUGUGCUGUCUGGCAGGUGCUGUUUGGUGGCCUUGAUCCUCCAGGGCAUUGGGCCCUGCGCACGCAGUUCCAUCAGAGAGCAGGUACACCCCAGCUACAGCUCCCUGUUGCUGUCUCAGCAUUGCUUGCUUUCAGCUACAUUUUGAGGGUGCUGGGGUCUGCUGGGUCCUUCUUCCCAUA